AUGAAAGAUCUACGCGUUAUUGUUGUCGGCGCCGGCAUAGGCGGCCUUUCUUCGGCGUUGGCUCUCUCCACGGACGGCCACGAAGUCAUUGUGCUGGAAGGAGUCAAGGAAUUUCUCGAGGUUGGUGCCGGGAUCCGAGUCCCUCCAAACUCGUCACGCUUGAGCCGGAGCUGGGGCGUCGAUUUUGGCAAAAUCAAGAAGGAGACGGCUGGUGGUAUUCGCUUCUUGGACUGGACCGGCAAAGUGAUCAAGGAUGUACCGUACGACGACGUCGAGGCCAAGUAUGGCGCGCCAUACUAUUUCAUCCAUCGAGCCGACCUGAUCAACCUGCUCGUCGAUACGGCGUCUCAGCGGAAGAACAUCACCUUGAGAAUGGACAGCCGAGUCAAAGACUACGACUUUGAGGCUCCUGCGGUGAUAUUGGCCUCGGGCGAGAGGCUCACAGCAGAUCUGAUUAUCUGUGCCGACGGCAUCAAGUCUGCCGUCAGGAAUACCAUCAAUGGAGCGCCCAUCGAGCCUCAAGACACCGGCGAUGUCGCAUACCGAGUGUUGGUACCGGCCGAACCGCUGAAAAACGAUCCGGAAACGCGCCAUCUGUUCGAUGACGCUUGGGCCAUGCAUUGGCUAGGGCCCGAAGCGCAUGCAGUUGGCUACCCCUUGCGGGGCGGAGAGCUCUACAACAUCAUCAUCGACAUCACCCACGCGACGGAUGUGGGCAAGCCCAUCGGCGACGAGGAAUGGCGGUCCCAGGCCGACAAUUCCGAGCUGGUGAAACGCUUCGCCGACUGGUGCGCUCCUGUACGCAAGCUCUGCGGCCUCACGGGGUCGUACCUCAAAUGGAAACUCGCCGACUUUGACCACUUGCAACGAUGGGUGCACCCGAGCGGCAAAGUCGCCAUCCUCGGCGACGCCUGCCACCCAAUGAUGCCUUACAUGGCACAGGGCGCGGCGCAAGCGACGGAAGACGCGGCGACGUUGCAAGCUGCUCUUCGCGAGUACGACGACCUCCAUGAAGCGUUGAAGGCGUACGAAAAGCAACGCUUGCCCCGGGCCACGCACGUCGCCAAGAACACACGCAUCCUCCAGUCGUGGUGGCACCUUUACGACGGGCCCGAAAGGGACAGGCGGGACGAACUGCUGCAACACGACAACCUCGACAAUCCCAUGUUCUGGGCCAACUCGGCGAGGAAGGACUGGCUGUUCGGACACGACGCCAUGAAACUCCAGACCGAAGACGAACUGAAGCCGCCGCCGUUGGCUUCGCCGCCUGCCAAGGGCGCCAGCGUGUACAAUGGCCAGUUCGCCGACACGGAGCUUCGAAGGAAAUUUCGAGCCAUGCGCGAGCGCAGUUAG
Fonsecaea multimorphosa CBS 102226 is the source of this 1353-nucleotide messenger RNA. RefSeq lists its product as uncharacterized. Bases 1 to 1353 code for a protein of 450 amino acids. The record is from RefSeq and is a predicted model, not a curated record. Lineage: Eukaryota; Fungi; Ascomycota; Eurotiomycetes; Chaetothyriales; Herpotrichiellaceae. Gene Ontology annotation, molecular function: monooxygenase activity; FAD binding. The transcript has 2 exons. Gene Ontology annotation, biological process: secondary metabolite biosynthetic process.